Phytophthora infestans T30-4 is the source of this 510-nucleotide messenger RNA. RefSeq lists its product as uncharacterized. Lineage: Eukaryota; Oomycota; Peronosporomycetes; Peronosporales; Peronosporaceae. The transcript has 3 exons. The record is from RefSeq and is a predicted model, not a curated record. The coding region runs from base 1 to 510 and encodes 169 amino acids.
AUGGGCCAAUGCUGGCUGAUUGUGCUGCUCUACUUGCCGAGAGAAACGAAUGUUGAUCUUCUGGAAUUCCUGGAAGGCGCCCACGCUGCCACAGAAGCGAAUCUUCGAGCAAUGAACAGCCAGUACACGACUCCUGCGUAUUAUAACCGGAUGGCUCUGCAGGUCAAGAAAAAUUACUUGCACCGCAACUUUUACAUCGAUUGCGAGGCCAUGAGAGUUGAGAAGGCGCAGCUUGCGCGCGUCGUUUAUCGCCGUCUGACGGAGAAGGAAUACGAUGAUUUGCAUUUAGCACUUCACGUAGACGUCGCUACAGUGGAGGACUUGAACGUCGUGUAUACGAACGGUAAGACGCGCAGCGUGCAGCACCAAAAUGUUUAUCGUGUGGUAUUUGAAUCGCGAGUGACUGGUCCGCAAGAAGUGGAUUGGCGUAUUGAAAGUAUGCACAUUAUUGAGCAGAAAGCUAUACCACGCGCUGAUAAGAAUGCUGCGGACGAGGAGAAGAACAAAUAG